AUGGGACCCAAUUAUAGUACACAUGACGACAUUGAUACCGAAAGCAGAAACCUGUUCGAACAAGGGCUAGCAGAACCAAACAAAAUGCCAAUUUUGAAGACACUUUUGGAUUUUCUUGAAAGGCGUUACCAAGCCCUUGAUGUCCUUGCUCCCACAAAGAAGCAAAACAAAUCUUUUGAUGAACCGAAACAUACACUUCGCAACUUUCACAUCGAUACCAAAAACCUCCAAUGUUGCAAAGGCGAACAUGUAAUAUACACAUGUCAAAAAUUCUUAAGUGCGACACCAAAAGAAAGAUGGCAGCUUUCCAAACAAGCUAAGCUCUGCUUGAACUGCUUACGACAUGACAAGCAAUUACAAUGGUUUAGCAAAAGAAAUUGCCAUCAUUGCAACAAAAAGCAUCAUUCAUUCCUACAUAUGGAUUGGGUUGAGCGAUUCCCCCAAAACAAACAAACAGACUCAGCUCAAAAAGACGUGAUAAAAACAACCAGACAAGUUAACCACAGUGAGCAGGCCCAAAAUGUAAUAAUUGCAACAGCCAUUUUACAAAUAAACAAUGAAGACGGACUUGGCCGCAGUAUAACAAUAUGUGCACUGAUUGACCCUGGAUCACAGGCGUCAUUGAUAACUGAAUCCAUAGCACAAACACUUAAACUAAAAAGACAAAAUGUUUCUGUUGAAGUAAGUGGCUUAGGUGCAACGAAUGCAGGAACCGCAAAAAACAAGGUCAAUGUCAAAAUAAGGCCUCACUUUACCUCAGAAUAUAGUCUCGGAUUAGAAGCUCUUGUUCUUCCCAAACUUACCAAGACUACAAGUUGCCUUAAAAUUGGAAAUUUAGAUCAGUUAAAACUCGCUGAUCCUACCUUUAAUGUUCGUGGACCGAUUGACAUGAUAAUUGGUGCUGAUGCAUAUGGUGACAUAAUUCUUGACGGAAUAAAACGAAAUGAUUCAAAUUCACUGAUAGCACAGAAAUCACAGCUAGGUUGGUUAAUAUCUGGGCGAACUUCAAAUGAAGAAACUAACAAUUAUAGUAUCACUGGACUAGUAACACAGAUUUCAGUCGAUGAACUUGAAAAAUUUUGGGAGCUAGAAGAAGAAAAAUGA
This is a messenger RNA of Eupeodes corollae, 1104 nucleotides long. RefSeq lists its product as uncharacterized. The coding region runs from base 1 to 1104 and encodes 367 amino acids. The record is from RefSeq and is a predicted model, not a curated record. Lineage: Eukaryota; Metazoa; Arthropoda; Insecta; Diptera; Syrphidae. The transcript has a single exon.